Molecule: messenger RNA, 558 nt
Organism: Enterobius vermicularis (human pinworm)
Lineage: Eukaryota; Metazoa; Nematoda; Chromadorea; Rhabditida; Oxyuridae
Source: the annotation of a GenBank genome assembly
AUGGUUAUCAGCUUAACUCUAGUCAUCCUAAUAAUCAUUCUUCCCACUGGUUUGUUUCUCCUUCGUUUUUUCAAUUCUGACAGAAAAAAAGGUCCAGUGGAAAACCAAACACCAUGCUGCAUUGACCGGUUAAGCGCAAUAUCUUGCCAAAGGCUUCAGCUUUUUAACCCGUCGUUAUUCUUAUACAACUGUGUCCAUAACGCCGACUUCGCUUUUGUGCAGUGUUGCAGCUCGUGUCAAAUAUCAGAAAACCUCCUCACAAAUCCAUUAAGCGCUACUUGCUAUGAUCGCAGGGGAGAAGAGUGGUGCAAGAAACUUUUACUCAGGUACAACUAUUAUAAGAAGUUAAGCUGCAAAAGCAUGCCCUUCUCUUUUCGAGUCUGCAGAAAAUCAUGCGGUUACUGUUCAACCCCGAACAGGAAAGCUAGUGUCAUUUACAAUUUUAAUGCAGCAAUGGACCGCAGGAGAUGUAGCAACUUGAAUCAAGCGUUUGCGAUCGAACUAAAAUUAACGGAACUGCACCUACUACAAAAGGAAGGAGAACACGAUUGGAACUGA